GCCCUCUACGUGCAUAGGUACGGGGCCCUCUAUUUUUCGUUCAUGUAUAAACCCUCAAAAUCAAUUUUCCCCAAUUCAAUCGAAAAUUUCAUCCAUUUUCCUCAAUCAAAUUCGAAUCUGAUUGCGAUUCGGAAGCCAAAAGAUUCCCAGAAUAAAUGUCGGGAAGUUCAGCUUCAAAAAACGAUAAUGGUUCUACGAUUUCUACGUCCAUUACAGACUUGGACGUUGAUUCAUUGGUACAGUGUACCAAUUACUUGAGCAUCCAAGAUAUCUCGAACAUGGCGAUGUCCUGCAAAUUCUUCCGAAAUGCUUCUUUUUCUGACUCAAUUUGGCACCGUCUCUUUCGGGAGGAAUGGCCAGAGCACACUUUGGGUCGAUAUUCUCCAGGAACACCAGUGAGGGAUGCAUACUUGGUCAGGCGUUCUGCUGUGCGAAAGUUUAGCUUUGUUGAUCCCUUAGUUGCAGACUUCUCUAGCAAUUCAAGACCUUUCAAUCAUGUAUUGUUAGGAAAAAAUGACAUCAUUUUAUCACAGGGAUCGGUGGUACACCUUCUGAAGAUUGAUGACUUUGUCAACGGUAAAAAGUGCCUUGUUUCUUUAAGGGAACAUAAGGCGAGGAUUACCUGCAUGAGGUUGUUUCCAAUCACUGAGGUAUCUCUUAUUCGAAGUGAGGCACAAUGUGAUGAAAACAUAUUACUAACCUCAAGUUCCGAUCACUCUAUUCGUGUUUGGUGGAAGGGUUCUUGUUUUCGAUGUUUUCGAGGUCAUAAUGGUCCUGUUUCUGCACUCUCGGAUAAAAUAUUGGGUGAUGAGGGUAGCAAAGUACUUGCUAGUGGCGGAGAAGAUGGCACAGUUCGUCUGUGGUCUCUCAGUUCAAGUGGCAAACGUGGCCAGCAUGCCCUGAAUGCAACAUUACAUGGGCAUGAGAAACCAAUUAAAUUAAUUUCAGUUUCCGGGCACAAGACGUCACUUUUGGUCAGUGUUGCAACGGAUUCUAAGAUCAGAGUGUGGGACUCAACCCAGGCAUCUGCAUCUCGGGCAUCUAGUUGUGUGGGAAUGGCCUCUGUGGCGGGUACUCCUGUCGGAAUCAAAUGCUUUGAGUCAAUGCUAUAUGUAGCUGCUGGUUACUCCGUUCAGGCAAUAGAUUCGAGAACAAUGAAGAAGGCUUUUACAGCUGCUGUUUGUCACCCAGAGCUUUAUUCGUUUGAAAUUCUGCCUUCUAGAUCAUUGAUCUGUACUGGCGGAAAAAACAAAGCUUUGUUAUGGGAUGUACGGAAAAGUCAGGAUGGAUUUAAAUCAGGGCCGAUAGCUGAGAUGGAAGGUCACAAUGGUCCUGUUACACAAGUGUAUAUGGAUCCAUACAAGAUAGUUACUGGUGGUCCUGAUGAUUUUUUCAUUAAGAUAUGGGAUGUGGAAACUGGUGUUUUCAUUAAUUCCUUCAUCUGCUGUCCUUCGGAGGUAUCCAGUUCCAGGAUGGGGUGUAAUGCAAUGGCUGUUGAUGGCUGUCGAAUUGUCACUGUCUGCUCUGGCGAAAAUGGACUUUUAAGCUACCGAGACUUCACCAAUGCUUCUUGCUCCAUCUCUUCAUACAAUGAUGCUGUUUCCUCCAAAUUUUGGAACAAGAGCUCAUACAAUGAUUCAGAUUCUGAUACAUAAACUUUUCUUUUUGUACAUUAUAGAGUUUCCAUGUUUUUAAUUGAUUGCAAUCACCAUUCUUUCACUAGUACAAAAAUUGCCAAGUGCUGUCAUUUAUAAAAAGGCAGCAUUUGAGGGCACCAAUAAUAAAAUUAAAAAUACAUUUUUACAAGUGCUGCUUGUUUAAUUCAAAGCAUCACAAAA
Messenger RNA from Spinacia oleracea (spinach), 1838 nucleotides. RefSeq names its product nuclear distribution protein nudF 2. The transcript is spliced from 8 exons. The coding region runs from base 156 to 1655 and encodes 499 amino acids. The record is from RefSeq and is a predicted model, not a curated record. Gene Ontology annotation, molecular function: protein binding. NCBI's taxonomy places the organism in Eukaryota, Viridiplantae, Streptophyta, Magnoliopsida, Caryophyllales, Amaranthaceae.